GCGGCGGAGGGCGGGCAGGUGGCGCGGUACUCGUGCCCUUUAUCCUUGCGUGCGGCCGAUUGCUUCACCGCGCUCUCUAGCUAGGUCUGCGUCCACCCCGAGCCCGGGCGACAAGCGAGGAAGCUGAGGCCCGGGAGUGGGAGGCGUUGUCACCUGCGAGGCCAGGCCGGCCGCUUCGGGGAGACCUCGGGGACGGCCCUCUUGGGCCGGCCUGGGCCCUUGGGCUGCGGCGGCCAGGGCCCUGCUGUGUUCCCUGCACCCUCCGGCGCCGCCGCCGUGGACUCCCGGGGGAGGAGCUGUGCACGCGGGGGAGGAGCCGGGGCAGCCCCUGGGAGCGGGACCCGGCCCUGCGGGAUAAGAGGCAGGGCCCGGGAAGGCACUCCGACAGCCUGGCGGGCCCAGAGCUCGGGCGCAGCCUCAUGGAGGAGAAGCAGAUCCUGUGCGUGGGGCUAGUGGUGCUGGACGUCAUCAAUGUAGUGGACAAGUACCCGGAGGAGGACACGGACAGCAGGUGCUUGUCCCAGAGAUGGCAGCGUGGAGGCAACGCGUCCAACUCCUGCACUGUGCUGUCCCUGCUCGGAGCCCCCUGUGCCUUCAUGGGCUCGCUGGCUGCCGACCACGUUGCCGACUUUGUCCUGGAGGACCUGCGCCGCUAUUCUGUGGACCUACGCUACACAGUCUUUCAGACCCAGGGCUCUGUCCCCACCUCCACAGUCAUCGUCAGUGAGGCCACUGGGAGCCGCACCAUCCUCCACGCCUACAGGAACCUGCCAGAUGUGUCUGCUAAGGACUUUGAGAAGGUUGAUCUGACCCGGUUCAAGUGGAUCCACAUUGAGGGACGGAAUGCAUCGGAGCAGGUGAAAAUGCUGCAGCGGAUAGAACAGCACAACGCCAGGCAGCCUGCCGAGCAGAGGAUCCGGGUGUCCGUGGAGAUAGAGAAGCCCCGGGAGGAGCUGUUCCAGCUGUUUGGCUAUGGAGACGUGGUGUUUGUCAGCAAAGACGUGGCCAGGCACCUGGGCUUCGGCUCCGCGGAGGAAGCCCUCAGGGGCUUGUACUCGCGUGUGCGGAAAGGGGCCACGCUGGUCUGCGCCUGGGCCGAGCAGGGCGCCGACGCGCUGGGCCCGGACGGCCAGCUGCUGCACUCCGACGCCGUGUCGCCCCCACGAGUGGUGGAUACCCUAGGGGCAGGAGACACCUUCAAUGCCUCCGUCAUCUUCAGCCUGUCCCAGGGGAAGAGCAUGCUGGAGGCGCUGAGGUUUGGCUGCAAGGUGGCCGGCAAGAAGUGUGGCGUGCACGGCUUCGACGGCAUCGUGUGAGAGGCCCCCAGGCGCAGGCAUCGCCCGCGUGUCCAGCCUGGCUUCCCAGCUGCCCUGCUUCCUGCUGGCCGUGGGGAGGGGUCUGCGUGUGCCCUGUGUCGCCUCCCACCCUCUCCCUGCAGAGCCACAGAGCAAAUAAACCUCCUUCCCAGCCGGCA
This is a messenger RNA of Lepus europaeus (European hare), 1474 nucleotides long. It is a transcript of the gene KHK, whose product is annotated as ketohexokinase. The coding region runs from base 420 to 1316 and encodes 298 amino acids. Gene Ontology annotation, biological process: fructose metabolic process. The record is from RefSeq and is a predicted model, not a curated record. NCBI's taxonomy places the organism in Eukaryota, Metazoa, Chordata, Mammalia, Lagomorpha, Leporidae. The transcript is spliced from 8 exons. Gene Ontology annotation, molecular function: ketohexokinase activity.